AUGACAGCCCGUCCUGAACAAAACGAUCUGGCGAUAUAUUUCCGCUCCCUGCACCAGCCAGGACGACCAUUGCUACUCACGAAUGUAUACGAUGCAGCAACAGCCUCCAUAAUCGCCGACAGCCCCUCGACAAAGGCCAUUGCAACGGCUAGCUACGCCAUCGCCGCGUCGCAGGGGAUCGAGGAUGACAAAUUAACCCUGUCUCAGAACCUCACUGUCGUGCGUCCUAUUGCUGGCGUUGUCGCCGGCAAAAGAAACCUCCCAUUGACAGUCGACAUCCAAGAGGGAUACGAAGACGUCGCCAGUACAAUCAAAGAACUCAUCUCUCUUGGAGCGGUGGGCUGCAACCUGGAGGACAUGGAUAGUGCCAGCGGCCAGCUGCGGUCGAUGCCAGACGCCGUUAGCCGCAUCAAGCGGGCCCUCCAAGCUGCACGCGAAGCGGGGGUGCCCGAUUUCGCCAUCAAUGCACGCACAGAUGCCCUCAUCACCGGCGGAUCGCUCAACGAGGCCAUCGAAAGGGGCAAGGCUUACUUGGAAGCUGGGGCGUGCACCGUGUUUGUCUGGGGCGGCGCGGCGCGGGGAGUCUCGAGAGACGAGGUUGUCAAGCUGGUUGAUGCGUUUGCAGGGCGACUGAAUGUCAAGUUGGUGCCCAGAGAGGGAUUCUUAACAGUGCCUGAAUUGAAGACUCUGGGCGUGGCGCGCAUCAGCAUGGGGCCAGAGCUCUGGCGAGCUGCCAUGAGCGCGUUCAAGGAAAAGGCGGAGAUGAUAUGGAAAUCAGCGGGGGAUUUCAUCAUGGGAUCAACCUCCUUUCUACCAGUCGACAACCCCACUCGACCGUUCUGGCGACUGCAACCGCAUCCGCUGGACGAGUUGCGAUCGACUCCAGACCUCCCCGAGCAAAGUGAUAUUGUGAUUAUCGGUGCUGGCUACACUGGAAUUAGCACUGCGUAUCACCUUCUGAAGCUUCUGGGGAGCCAUGACAAGCCUUACCCCGCAAUCACCAUCCUCGAGGCAAGACAGAUAUGUUCUGGUGCAACAGGACGGAACGGUGGUCAUCUACGCCCCGAUGUCUACAACCAGAUUCCGAUGUAUAUUGAGAGGCACGGGGUGGAUGCUGGGACGGAGAUCGCCGAGUUCGAACUGAGCCAUCUGCAGGCCAUCAAGAAACUGCUCGUAGAGGAGGGAAUUGACUGUGAUUAUAAUAUCACAUGGAAUAUGAAUGUCUAUCUCAAUGACGAGGACGCCGAAAAAGGGAGAAAGACUUAUGAAGCGUUAGUGGCCUUGGGGCUGUCUUUCACCGACGAUUUACAGUUCACCUCGAAAAAGAACGCCGAGGGGGUCUCUGGGGUGAAAGGUGCCAAGGCCUGUCUCUCCUACACGGCCGCAACGCUGUGGCCGUACAAACUCAUCAUGGGUCUGUUGUCGAAGACGGUGGACUCCAACGCCAUCAAUGUUCAAGCACUCACGCCGGUGACUUCUGUCACUUCCGAUGAUUCAGGCCAUGUGGUCAACACGCCGAGAGGGUCCAUCCGCACCUCCAAAGUCGUCUACGCCUCCAACGCCUACACAUUCGGGCUCCUGCCAGAGUACACCACCAGCAUAGUGCCAUCCCGCGGCAUCAUCUGCCACAUUGACGUGCCCGAGGGCAAACAGGCACCCUUUCUACCUUAUUCGUAUGUAGUCCGAAGCGAAGACGGCAAGGGGAACAGCUACCUGAUCUCGCGCCCGGAUGGGAGUAUCAUCGUGGGAGGUGCGCACUACACUUUCCAUGAUGAUAAACCGCAGUGGUUUGGAGUGAUCGAUGACAGCACUUUGAUCGAGCCGACGAAAGACUACUAUCAUGGUUACAUGCAACGGAUCUUCAAAGGAUGGGAGGACACGGGGGCGUAUGUGAAGGAGAUGUGGACAGGAAUCAUGGCUUAUUCAUAUGAUACGAACCCACACGUCGGAGAAGUCCCAGGACGACCGGGGCAGUAUAUCUGUGCUGGGUUCACUGGGCACGGAAUGCCGGUGAUCUACCUUGCGGCAAAAGGUCUUGCGGAGAUGGUUUACAACGGCAAGCCGUUCGAGGAGAUUAAGCUCCCACGGCUGUACAAGACAACUGCUGAACGCAUCAAGGAGGCACAGGAAGGGCCGGAAGGGGGCGACAUCUUGAACCUGACGAGACGGGCGUAA
Aspergillus terreus NIH2624 is the source of this 2175-nucleotide messenger RNA. RefSeq lists its product as uncharacterized. Gene Ontology annotation, cellular component: cytoplasm. The record is from RefSeq and is a predicted model, not a curated record. The coding region runs from base 1 to 2175 and encodes 724 amino acids. Gene Ontology annotation, molecular function: oxidoreductase activity. The transcript is spliced from 5 exons. Lineage: Eukaryota; Fungi; Ascomycota; Eurotiomycetes; Eurotiales; Aspergillaceae.